Parus major (Great Tit) is the source of this 1670-nucleotide messenger RNA. RefSeq names its product actin related protein 2/3 complex subunit 5 (gene ARPC5). The record is from RefSeq and is a predicted model, not a curated record. Gene Ontology annotation, biological process: cell migration; Arp2/3 complex-mediated actin nucleation; regulation of actin filament polymerization. Gene Ontology annotation, molecular function: actin filament binding. The coding region runs from base 46 to 501 and encodes 151 amino acids. Gene Ontology annotation, cellular component: actin cytoskeleton; Arp2/3 protein complex; cytoplasm. The transcript has 4 exons. Lineage: Eukaryota; Metazoa; Chordata; Aves; Passeriformes; Paridae.
UGGCUGGGCCCGGGCCGGCGGCGGCUGCGCGGGGCGGGCGCGGCCAUGGCGAAGCACACGGUGUCCUCGGCGCGGUUCCGCCGGGUGGACGUGGACGAGUACGACGAGAACAAGUUCGUGGAUGAGGAGGACGGGGGCGACGGGCAAGCGGGGCCCGAUGAGGGCGAGGUGGACUCGUGCCUGCGGCAAGGGAACAUGAUGGCUGCACUGCAGGCAGCUUUGAAGAACCCUCCCAUCAACACAAAGAACCAGGCAGUGAAGGACCGUGCUGAGAGCAUCGUGCUGAAGGUGCUUAUCUCCUUCAAAGCCAAUGACAUUGAGAAGGCAGUGCAGUCGCUGGACAAGAACGGGGUGGACCUGCUCAUGAAGUACAUCUACAAGGGCUUUGAGAGCCCCUCCGACAACAGCAGUGCUGUGCUGCUGCAGUGGCAUGAGAAGGCGCUGGCUGCUGGAGGAGUUGGGUCCAUUGUGCGUGUUCUGACUGCGAGGAAGACAGUGUAACUCCAGCAGGGAGCUGCUGGUACAACCCCUGAUCCCCCUCCCAGCAAGGCCACCCCUGGGCAGCCCUGUCCCCCAGCUUUGCCUUUGCCCUGUUGCUUCUAUCAUACCCCACCAAUUAUGCACAUUGUGAUCUCUUCUGUAGUUAAAUUCUGGAAAAUUAUGAAGGUGGAAUUUUACUUCUAACAGGAAUAUUUGGUACCUACCAUCCUUUCAGUGAUAUAUUCAGUGAUGUAAACAAUUCAGUGUUUAGGGUGAUUUGCAUUUGUGUGUAAUCGUGGCAGAUUUGGACCUGACUCUGAGCAAAUGCUGAGGGACACAGGGCAAUGUCUUAAUUUUUUGCUAGCCAAGCAUUGUUUUGAGUUAAAUCUUGAUACUUGAGAAGUGGGGCAGCUAUUAUUAACACAGGUAACUGGACCAUGUUGCCUUUGGUCAACCUCUGACCCUACAGGGUGAAUAGGAGAGAAAAAAAGCUCUUUUUCAAUCCCAGUUAUCAUUCCAGAGAGCCAGGUAUUUUCCUUAACCUGCCCAGGUUCCUUGCCAUCAGUUUGAUGCAGGGUGUACAUUGGGAAGGUCACAGUGAGAUGGAGUUGUCCAUCAUGCAGUUUGGAAAGUGGAAUUUAAAAGGUCAGUGGUCCAUUUACAUUGGAGCCCAGCCCAGUGAACUCUUCUUAUUUUGGGGAGCAGAGAUCCUGAGGAGAAGAAGAAAAAGCAGCUUUUACACAGCAAAUCAUCUUUCAGCAACUGGAAAGUGAUUUGUUUUUGUCAAGCACAACUAAAUGGCUGCUUGAGGUAGUCUGAGAGACAUGUUCUGGUAUCAAUACCAUCCUUUCAGAGCCUCCCCUAUUUUGUUUUCUGGUAGUGUAGGGUCUGUAAGGAUAACCAGACAGCUCACAUUCCUGUUGCAUUGGGCCUCAUCGUGUUAGCUAGUGGCCCAAAUAAAGAAGAGUAUUUUAAAGAAUUAGGAAAGCCCAGGACAUCCCAGACCACAGAUCACCAUAGAAGAUUUAAGGCCAGGAUUUAAAUUACAUGUGUUUUAAUUUCACUAUUUUACUACAAUUCAGUUGUGUAAAACUGUUAGGGACCUUGAGAAAUCUUUGCUGUUUUUUGAUAUCUGCUUUGUUUUUGUAAUAAUAAUAAAGACCAUACAAUAAACCAUCACUGAAUAUUUA